AUGGCCAGCGAGGAAAGGCCGUUGGGCGUGACGCCGCCCAUCUCUACUGCUCUUCCUACCGAGGCGGAAAAUCAAGCAAAGCAAACGCUCAUCGAAGAGCUGAGGAAGCAGAAUACUUUUGAGAGCCCGGCGGAUACUGCCAACAGGCAAGCUUUCUACUCAAACACCAGACAACACAAGGUCCUUGAACACCUUGCGCUGAUAUGCGACGAGUUCGUGAAACGAGUGGCCCGGAAGAGGGAGGCAGGAAACGAAGCUCUCAUCAGAGAUGCCAGGGGAAAAAUCUUUACAUAUGGCAGUUUUCGUUUGGGAGUCUUCGGCCCCGGCUCCGAUAUCGAUACCCUCGUCGUCGCCCCGAAAUACGUUACCCGCGCCGACUACUUCGACAUCUUCCCCAACCUGCUGAAGGAAAUGGCGCCCUCUGGCUCAAUCACGGAUAUGGCUGUGGUAGCCGACGCCUUCGUGCCCAUUAUCAAAUUCGAGUUCUCCGGCAUCAGCAUCGACCUGAUCUUUUCUCGCAUUGCCAUGCUAAAACAAUUGCCCAAGGACUUUAAUGUUCAGGACUCUGGCCUGCUACGAGGGCUGGAUGAGGCAGAGCUUCGAUCGCUCAAUGGCACACGAGUCACAGACGAGAUUCUCAGCUUGGUCCCCGAGGAAAGCACCUUUAAGUUGGCAUUGCGUGCUAUCAAGCUUUGGGCACAGCGCCGGGCCAUCUACGCAAAUAUCAUGGGAUUCCCUGGUGGUGUGGCUUGGGCCAUGCUGGUUGCCCGCGUCUGCCAACUAUACCCCAAAGCCGCAAGCUCUGUCAUUGUCAAUAAAUUCUUCCACAUCAUGCGCCGCUGGCCAUGGCCACAGCCUGUCCUCCUGAAGCAUGUUGAAGGCGGCCCUUUACAGGUCCGUGUUUGGAAUCCCAAGUUGUACAAGGGAGAUCAGUUUCAUCUCAUGCCCGUCAUCACCCCGGCCUACCCUUCCAUGUGCGCCACUUACAACAUCACCCGAUCAGCCAUGACUGUCAUCCAGCAAGAGCUCGCCAGGGGAUGCGACAUUACCGACAAUAUCAUGCUGGGAAAGAGCCCCUGGGGCGACCUCUUUGUUAAGCAUACUUUCUUCACUCAGGGGUACAAGUAUUACAUCUCUGUCAUCACUGCCAGCACAGACAAGGAAGCACACAAGAUCUGGUCAGGAUAUGUAGAAUCCAAGGUUCGUGUUUUGGUUCAAGGUUUGGAACAGCACCAAUCGAUAGCUCUGGCCCAUGCAUUCAACAAAGGAUACGAGCGGCGGCACAGGUGUACGAACGAGGGGGAAGUCUCUCAGGUUCAGGCUGGGAAUCUCUCGUUCUUGCUAAAGGAUAGCGACGUCAAACAUGAGAGUAGACCGGAAGAGGUCAAGGUUGAGACGAAAGCCGAAUUGAGCAGCAUCCCAUGGCUGAAGAGGGAACCCGAUGAUGUACCUGGGCUCAAGACUGAAGGAACUGAGACGACCCCAAGAGUCAAGAAGGAAGGCGACGAGCCAAAUACUGUCAAUCAGAUACCGAGUGCGGAAGACGCGGUGAAAUCUGUCCCGCAUACCGACGUUUUUACCACCACGCACUAUAUUGGGCUGACCCUGAGUGAAGGCGCGAAAUCGCUUGAUCUGUCCUAUCAAGUCGAGAACUUCAAAUCUCUUUGUACGACAUGGGAGAAGUAUGACUCGAAUCUCAACUCGUUGAAUGUCCAGCAUGUGCGGAGCUUCAACCUUCCCGAUGAUGUUUUCGAACCAAACGAAACGAAGCCUCAGAAGCCUCAAAAGAAGCGUGUCAACACAAAUGGCGCGGCACAGAUCAAGAAGAGGAGUGCUUCAGAGGAAAACCAACAACCACCAGCCAAGCGACAGCAAGCUUCUGUCACGGCUGCCGGUUGA
Messenger RNA from Colletotrichum orchidophilum, 1899 nucleotides. RefSeq lists its product as uncharacterized. Gene Ontology annotation, molecular function: RNA binding; poly(A) RNA polymerase activity. Gene Ontology annotation, cellular component: nucleus. Bases 1 to 1899 code for a protein of 632 amino acids. The transcript is spliced from 6 exons. The record is from RefSeq and is a predicted model, not a curated record. NCBI's taxonomy places the organism in Eukaryota, Fungi, Ascomycota, Sordariomycetes, Glomerellales, Glomerellaceae.